Bursaphelenchus xylophilus (pine wood nematode) is the source of this 1422-nucleotide messenger RNA. The record is from the annotation of a GenBank genome assembly. Lineage: Eukaryota; Metazoa; Nematoda; Chromadorea; Rhabditida; Aphelenchoididae.
AUGGGUGAUAAUUCGGAUCUCCAUAUGACUCGGUUGGAACGUCUUCGAGCCAAAUAUCGGAUCCGGAAUCCGCUGAAACGCCGGAUUUUGUCCGAAUUCGCCGCCACUUCCUUUCUAAUGGUAAAUUCUCUUUCCAUCCUUGGAGAUUCUGUAGUAUGCUGGAUUUUCAGCCGGAGCCCAGACCACUCUGAGUCAUAAUACACAGAAUGCCGGAUCCUUGGGAGUCUCUAUGGCAUGGGGAUUGUCGCUUGUUUUCGCGAUUCAAAUGAGCUAUCAUCUUUCAGGUAAAGGGUGGUAAAACUCACGUCAACUGGAUCUAAAUUUGAUUGUAAUUUAAUUUAUUUAAUUUUCAGGAUCACAUCUUAACCCAGCCAUCUCAUUUGCCGCGUGGACUUUCGGGGAUUUGCCAUUUACGGACUUUCUUUUGUACACGGCCGUCCAAACGGCCGCUAGCUUUCUUGGCGCUUUUUUGACGUUUGUUAUGUACUUCGGUAAGUGGUCUAUAGUCAUUUUUAACAUGGGACUUUCGUAUUUUACAACCUCCUAGAAAUAUUUUUCUAUCAAACAUCUCAAAAUUUUAUAAUCAUCAUAUUUUUUUGUCAUGUACAAUAUCAAAAAUCUUCAUUCCAGACAAAAUCAACGAAUUUGACGGAGGUCAUCGUUCCGUUUCUGGUGACACAGGGACUGCUGGCAUCUUUGCAACAUAUCCCGGAAACCAUCUAAGUCUCGUUGGAUCGAUUUUUGAUCAAAUUUGUUGCACUGCUAUGAUGGCUUGCACCUCUUCGAUUGUGACUGACAAACGAAAUAAAAUCCCGAGUUGGGCACAGCCAUCGCUUCUGGGAGCCAUGUUGUUGACAAUUUGCUUGGGAUUCGGAUUAAAUGCGGGAAACGCAAUGAGUAAGGAAGAGGUGAUGAUAUUGUACUUGGGCUACAUAGAAAGAGCUAGUGCUCAGAGGAGCAAGCUCUGAUUUUUCUCAAAUUUUACAUAUAGCGUCUGCAAAGGUUGUUUAUCAAAGCCUAAAAGUUUCAGCUCGUUUUUUAUGGGCAGAGCUGGGAUAUUCAACAAAGUUUUUUUAGAGAGAGAGUGUGCAAAAUGAGGAGAGUUGGUCAGAUAAUUAAUUUUUUUACAUUUCAGACCCAGCUCGUGACCUUGGCCCUCGAUUAUUCACCUUCCUGGCCGGCUAUGGCAGUGAGGUCUUCAGUUAUCGCGAUUAUCAGUGGUUUCUGGUCCCCGUUGUCUGCCCUUUUAUUGGCGCCGUCUUGGGAAUGUGGGGAUAUCAGCUGAUGAUCGGAAUCCACAUCCCCGAUGAUGAUGAGGAAGAGCAGACGGACACUGGUAUCCCUGACAUUCCAAGCACAUCGGCUAGCCAGACGGAGAUUCUGGAACAUUUGGCACGGGCGAGAUUACACUCUUUAGUGUAA